Fusarium graminearum PH-1 is the source of this 489-nucleotide messenger RNA. RefSeq lists its product as uncharacterized. NCBI's taxonomy places the organism in Eukaryota, Fungi, Ascomycota, Sordariomycetes, Hypocreales, Nectriaceae. The record is from RefSeq and is a predicted model, not a curated record. The transcript is spliced from 4 exons. The coding region runs from base 1 to 489 and encodes 162 amino acids.
AUGCGAGAUUCCUCUGCCCUGGCUGGUCAGUCAGUGACGCCCAACAUUGACAUGAGGGAAGGCGUCAAUCCUGGGGGCCUUCUUUUCACGUUACAAUGGCCAAAAGAGGAUCUUCUUCAAGCCUGCUUGUACCACUCGAGCACGGCCAGGGUCGUCCCCUUGGCCAUUAGCCAAGCUGCGGUUCGCCUUUUCCGGCUUCAUGACAACUUAUCAACUCCACAAUCGACCGGUUUGUUCUCAGUGCUUCUUCAAAAGUUUCAGCCAACGAAUUGUGCAACAUUCACCGAGAUCUUGAUGCAGAAGCGAGGCCAUAGUACCCGUUUCCCGGAGUUCCAUGAGGCAUUUGGCAUUAAGGUAGCUUUUAGACUUAAACCUGACCAAAAAAAGACUCCAAAGCUAGCGCCUCGCAACUGUGAUGCUCUUAAUAGCACUGCUAGCCCCAACACUCUUGGCACUCCUACCGUUGCGGCAAACGUUCCGAGUCUCUAG